AGCAAAAAGCGAAAAGCGAAACGACAGCUGCGCUCAAAUGUUUUUCCAACUUCAAAGUAAAUAAACAUUGCAUCGCAUUUCACAGCAGCAGCAGCAGCAGGAGCAGCAACAGCAGGAGCAGGAGCAGGAGCAGCAGCUGCUCUACUCGACUGUCGGCAUGACAAAGGUCCGUCGGUGUCUAAGCGUGUCGCCAGGCCUGGUGAUUGAGAUACACAUCCUGCUGGUGGGCGUGGCGAUAUUCUUCCUGUUCGAUCUGUACAAUCAUGCCUCUCGGCGCAGCGUCGAGGGCCUCAACACGAGCAUAUCCCUGGUGGGUCUGUCACCCCGCGUGACGCUCGCGCGCGCCAUCACUCUGUGCAUCGUCAUCGUGAACAGCAUCCUGGGCAUGCGUCUCUCGCGCUCGAUGACCAUCUUCAAGUUCUUCGUCUACAUGCUGCUCGGCGCCUACGCCGCCUACUUGUCGCUGUCGAUCGCCAUGUCACGCUUCCUGUACGCGAACAGGUUUCGAUACUUCACGGACAUGAUGCUGCAGUACUUGUGGCACAAUGGCAGGUACAAGGAGAUUGAGCUGCUCUACGACUGCUGUGGCAUGCACGGCGUCAUAGACUACAUAUUGACCGAGCGCCCCUGGUCGAAGGACGUCUGCUGCGGCCUGCCGCUCUGCAAGGGCUGCGGGGAGCCCUUCUACGAGGACAUGAAUACCAUCGAGAGGCAAAUCGCACGCGACAACAUCGCCCUCUGCAUAGCCUCAAUCAUCGGCCUGGUCUUUGUGCUGAUACGCAAGAUGAGCGUGGUCAUUGUCGAGGAUCCGUACGAGUCCGAGUCCUCCGAUUACUCAGAGGACGACACCUCGGAGCUGCCGCCCCUGAGGUCCACCAGAAACCUGAAGAAGCGUAAGCAAACCAAGGGAACAUCCAAAAAGACUACAUUACCCGAGUCGGUGCUCUGAGGCAGCUCUACGGGCUAUUAGUAGCCUUAUUAACGACCCUUGGCUUGAUUUGCCCAAUUGAACUUUAAUUCAAUGUGUUCGACGACCAGACACUUUGCCCUACUCCCUCUCACUCUAUCUCUCUCUCUCUCUCUCUCUCUUUCUCCUUUGCUCACUCUAUGCGUGUUUUCUUGUUGCGCCUCAUUAAUCGAACUGGGCUUCAAAAUCGCAGCCACUUUCAGCUGUUGUUAGGGCAACGCUGCGCGCAUCUAAUGGCCGCACUUAAUUAGCUUUCAAAAUAAAAUGCUCUCUGGCUCUAUAGAUAUA
Molecule: messenger RNA, 1255 nt
Organism: Drosophila navojoa
Lineage: Eukaryota; Metazoa; Arthropoda; Insecta; Diptera; Drosophilidae
Gene: Tsp42A
Product: Tetraspanin 42A
Source: RefSeq, a predicted model, not a curated record